This is a messenger RNA of Maudiozyma barnettii, 2301 nucleotides long. RefSeq names its product DNA topoisomerase 1 (gene TOP1). The coding region runs from base 1 to 2301 and encodes 766 amino acids. Lineage: Eukaryota; Fungi; Ascomycota; Saccharomycetes; Saccharomycetales; Saccharomycetaceae. Gene Ontology annotation, cellular component: nucleolus; chromosome. Gene Ontology annotation, molecular function: DNA topoisomerase type I (single strand cut, ATP-independent) activity; DNA binding. The record is from RefSeq and is a predicted model, not a curated record. Gene Ontology annotation, biological process: DNA topological change; DNA replication; chromosome segregation. The transcript has a single exon.
AUGACUAGAGCUGAGAUGUCGUCUGAUGAUGAAGAUACACCAUUGUCUCAAACUAUUUCAAGAAAAAAUACUAAGGUGAGAAAAGUUGUCGUGGAGGAGGAUUCAGACUAUGAUAGUGAUGAUGUGUUGUCGAAGCAACCGAAGAAGAAAAAGACAAAGACUACUUUGAAAGAUAAAAAAGUUAAACUUGAAGUAGGUAGUGAUGAUGAUGAUGAAGUAAUGUCUAAGAAACUUGAAAAGAAGAAGAAAAAGAAAUCGAAAUCAAAAACAUCCAAAAAAUCUGUUAAGAUAGAAGAAGAGGGACAGAAAGAGUUGAAAAAGAAGAAAGAAGAAGAAGAAGAAGAAGAAGAAGAAGAAGACGAUGAAGAUACCAAAGAAGAGUCCUAUAAAUGGUGGGAAGAAGGAGACUCUAAGGAUGCUGGUUGGACUACACUUGUUCAUAAUGGUGUCAUGUUUCCGCCAGAUUAUGAACCAUUACCGUCACACAUCAAACUCUAUUAUGACAAUCAACCUGUAGAACUACCGCCAGAAGCUGAAGAAGUGGUAGGAUUUUAUGCAGCCUUGUUAGAGACGGAUCAUGGUAAGAAUCCGGUGUUUCAAAAAAAUUUCUUUAAUGAUUUUUUGCAAGUCUUAAAAGAAAAUGGUGGAACUUUAAAUGGUAUUCAAAUUAAAAGUUUUAAUAAAUGUGAUUUCACUAAGAUUUAUAAUUAUUUUGAAGUCUUAAAAGAGGAGAAAAAAAAAUUGUCUGCUCAAGAGAAAAAAGAAUUAAGACUUGAAAGACAAAAGGAGGAAGAACCUUAUAAAUUUUGUGAAUUAAAUGGUAGAAAGGAACAAGUUGGUAAUUUUAGAGUCGAACCUCCUGAUUUAUUUAGAGGUCGUGGUAAACAUCCUAAAACAGGUAAAUUAAAACGUAGAGUUCAUCCUGAAGAUAUUGUAUUGAAUCUAAGUAAAGAUGCACCAAUCCCCAAACCACCAAAGGGUCACAAGUGGGGUGAAAUUAGACAUGAUCCAAACGUUCAAUGGUUAGCCAUGUGGCGUGAAAACAUUUUUAAUUCAUUUAAAUAUGUCAGGCUUGCUGCCAACUCAUCGUUAAAGGGGCAAAGUGAUUUAAAGAAAUUUGAAAAAGCUCGCGAAUUGAAAUCUCAUAUCGAUGCCAUCAGACGUGAUUAUAGGAGAAGUCUAAAGAGUAAAGUGAUGUUGGAACGUCAAAAGGCUGUAGCCAUUUAUCUAAUCGAUGUGUUCGCAUUAAGAGCUGGUGGUGAGAAAUCGGAAGAUGAAGCAGAUACAGUUGGUUGUUGUUCUCUACGGUAUGAACAUGUUACUUUACAACCUCCAAAUAUUGUUAUCUUUGAUUUCUUGGGUAAGGAUUCGAUUCGUUUCUAUCAAGAAGUUGAAGUCGAUAAACAAGUUUUUAAGGAUUUAAUUAUUUUCAAGAGACCUCCAAAACAACCAGGUCAUCAAUUGUUUGAUCGAUUAGAUCCAUCCAUCUUAAACAAACAUCUACAAAGUUACAUGCCUGGUCUUACAGCCAAGGUGUUCCGUACUUAUAAUGCCUCCAAGACGAUGCAAGAUCAAUUAGAUUUAAUUCCAAAUGAGGGUUCUGUUGCCGAAAAAUUAUUAAGAUAUAAUGCAGCCAAUAGAACAGUUGCCAUUCUUUGUAACCAUCAACGGUCUGUCACCAAGGGUCAUGCUCAAUCUGUUCAAAAGGCAAAUUUCAGAAUUAAAGAACUUGUAUGGCAACGUAUAAGGUUAAAGAAAAGUAUGUUACAGUUGGAUAAAAAAUUACGUAAAAAAAAUCCAAAAUUUUACGCUGAAAUCGAUGAUUUAACUAAGGAAAAUGAAAUUGAGAUUCAUGAAAAGAUUAUUGAACGUGAAAAUGAAAAAUAUCAACGUAAAUUUGUUCGUGAGAAUGAUAAACGUAAGUUUGAAAAUGAAGAAUUAUUAGAAGAAAAAGUUCUAAAUGAAUGGUUAGAAAAAGUUGAAAAUUUGAAAGAAGAAUUUGCAGAAGAAGUAAAGACUGGUAAAAUUGUCAUAAAACCAACUUUGAACACUGUCGAAAAAUUAGAGAAACAAAUUGAAAAAUUAGAUCUAAGAAUAGAAACAUCUUCAAUCCAAUUAAAGGACAAAGAAGAAAACUCCGAGGUCUCAUUAGGUACCUCCAAGAUUAAUUAUAUCGAUCCUAGAUUAUCGGUUGUCUUUUGUAAGAAAUUCGGAGUCCCUAUCGAGAAGAUUUUCACCAAGUCUCUCAGAGAGAAAUUCACUUGGGCUAUUGAAUCCGUGGACGAGAAUUGGAGAUUCUAA